Molecule: messenger RNA, 3885 nt
Organism: Hemibagrus wyckioides
Lineage: Eukaryota; Metazoa; Chordata; Actinopteri; Siluriformes; Bagridae
Product: cadherin-like protein 26
Exons: 19
Coding region: 111-2585 (824 amino acids)
Biological process (GO): adherens junction organization; cell-cell junction assembly; multicellular organism development
Cellular component (GO): plasma membrane; catenin complex; adherens junction
Molecular function (GO): cadherin binding; calcium ion binding
Source: RefSeq, a predicted model, not a curated record
AACACACACUCACACUCUCACACACACACACACACACACACCAAGCCAGAAAAAGAGAGAGUGCAGAUGACACGUCGAACAAUAAGACAGCUUCUCAUACUUUCUUCAGGAUGAGGAGGACAAUAAUAAUUCUUCUUCUUCUUUUGGCUCAGUGGACUGAAACUUCCCAUGGUGAAUGGACAAGCCAAGAAGAGAAACGUGUAGUAAACAACGAGCGAGUGCUCAUUCGAUCCAAGAGGAGAUGGGUGCUGACUACGAUUGAGCUGGAGGAGGAGAGUCCUGGACCCUUUCCUGUAAAAAUAACAAAGUUGUUCAACGAUAAGCAAUCAAGUCACUCUGUCAGGUUCAGCAUAAGUGGCCAUGGGGUGACGGAAGAGCCGAACGGUAUAUUAAGUAUUGAUGAAAAUACUGGAGAUGUCUUCAUGCACAAGUCAAUAGACCGAGAAACGUAUCCUAUUUUCCAUGUGCAGUUUAAUGUGCAUGAUAAAGCAACUGGUGAGCUCCUUGACAACACAUUAUCCUUUGAUGUGGCCAUACAAGAUAAGAAUGAUAAUCCACCUGUGUUCACACCUCCAGUUUUAAAUGUAAAAGUUCCGGAGAACAUGAAAGAAGGUGAGUUACCUUUUUCUCUGCAUGCAAGCGACCGAGAUGAAGAAGGCAACGAUAACUCCCGCAUCACCAUGAGGAUAGUGUCUCAGGAACCACCUUUGCCCCAAAUCUCUCUGAAAACCCCAGAUGACAAGUUCACAAAGCUUGAAUUCAGCGGAUGCUUUGAUUAUGAAAAAAUAAAGUAUUACAGAAUUCUUGUGGAAGCACGAGACCAUGGACAGCCAACACUCUCAUCCACUGCGACGGUUAAUAUCGCUAUCAUUGACUCCAACACUCACGCACCUGUGAUCACUGCUCCCAAGCACAGUAUUGAGGUGAAUGAAACAGAAACCAACAAGGAAAUUUUAAGGAUUCCUGUGUUCGACAUGGACACUCCCAACACUCCAGGAUCUAGAGCAGUGUUCACUAUCCUGAAGGGUAAUGAAGAGGGCAACUACAAGAUUAAGACAGACCCAAUUACCAAUGAAGGAGUUUUGUCUGUCAUCAAGGCAAAGGAUUAUGAGAGAACUUCUGUAACAGAACUGGAAAUAGGAGUAGAAAAUGAGGAGCCAUUAUUUUCAUGCAUUGAUGGAAAGCCAGUUAAUCUCAAUCCAGAGACUUUUAAAAAUAACAGCAAGAUUAAAGUCCCUAUCAAAAUCAUUGAUUUGAAUGACCCACCCGUGUUUCAGACUAUAAUUAAAAUGAUUUACUUAGUUGAGGAAGAACAGCCAGGAGAUGUGUUGUACAUUCCCACAGUCACAGAUGAGGAUUCAGACCUGGCUAAAAUCAGGUAUGAGCUAGUACAAGAUCCAGCUAAAUGGAUGUCCAUUGACUCAAAAACAGGCAAAGUUUCCCUGACAAAGAAGAUGGACCGCGAGUCUCAGUUUGUCCAAAACAACACCUACACUGUUGUGAUGAGAGCAAUAGAUGAUGGGAUACCUCCUGCCACGGGUACAGGGACUUUGGUGAUCCAUCUUAGAGAUAUUAAUGAUAAUGCACCUCAUCUAACCUCCAACGUUACAUUGCUGUGUGUGAACAAACGUGACAGUGUUGAGGUCAUACCAGUGGAUGCAGAUGAGUUUCCAUUUAGUGGACCCUUCACCUUCAAACUUGGCAGAGAAGAUGAGGAGCUGAAGAAACUGUGGAAAUUUCACCCAGGCUCAGGGGACAAAUCUGCAUUGAUUAGCCUGACAAGUCUGCCUUACGGGACAUACUUUGUUCCAGUGAUAAUUGCAGACCAACAAGGAUUGCCAACACGUGACAAUAUAAAAGUGGUGGUGUGUAAAUGCAAGGAAGAAAACGUGUGUCGAGACAAACUACCUCGUUCCUCCACCCUCCAUGGAGCAGCUAUAGGAAUUCUAUUGGGAGCGCUGCUCCUCAUGGCUCUUCUUCUCUGCUUUUGUUUUCUCUGCGAGUGUCGUGAGAAAAAACAAUUCCAGCAAUACUUGCAAUUUGAUGGAAACCAAACCCUGAUGGCUUACAAUGAUGAAGGAGGAGGUUCAAGCUGCAAAACUAGUCCACUCCUCCCGGGCCUAAUUAGCAGGAUUAAUUCCAUGCAAGAACAGCAUGACCCCACCAAUAAUUGUAAGAACUCCAAGAUGGAGACAGGUGUGCAGCUAGGGUCUGAAGUUAAUACAGUCAACUUAAGGAACAUCAAUGGAAUGUCAACAACUAGGACCAGUAGGAACAGUAGGAACAGUAGGAAUAGUGCAUAUGACACUGUUUGGAGUGGUCUGAGCAGAUCCUUUAGCUUUAACAUGGAAGACCUCCUCGAAAUGAGGCUCUCGAAAAUUAAUCACGAGCAGCAGGACUUCCCCGAGUAUCACCCCCAAGAUUACAACUCUGAAGGGACUAACACCGACGCCGUCUCACUGGACAAGCUCUCUUUCCACAGCACUAAAGAAGGACAAGACCUUUUGCAUAAUUUGGGGCCAAGAUUUAACAAUCUGGAAGAGAUCUGUCAAGACGCGAUAAAAGAGAAGAACAUUAAGCUGUGAUUAUUCUAAAAGUUUUUUGCUUCUCAACUUUUUGAGCAGUUGUCUUUAUCUUCACAUCUUACAGAGCUUCGCUUUAUAACAGUUUCUCUUCAGAAAGGAAAAAGCUUACAAAAAGACAUCAAGCCUUCAGUAUGUCCAGAGUAAAUAAUGAUUUUGUUACAAUAGUAAAAAUGUGAAAAUCUUUUAUUGUAGGUCUAGUAAAAGCUAAAAGUUUACUCUGAUUUCUUUCCCUGUCAGCUUUUAAAGCUUAGCACAUCAGUGUUUUGUUUUCUCCUUUCCAUUUGUUGCUUAUUUCUCUUCAAUCCUGCUUUGUUCAGCUUGAUCCCUAUUUCCCAAUUUCCAUAUUUGGUUAUGAUUUUUGUUAAAUCAGUCUCUCAUGAUUGGACGAUUCCAUUCCCCAGGUUUCUGCUUCCUAUUUUCUUUCAGUUCUUAUACUAAGCUGAUACCUAAAAUUUCUUUCAUAUAUUGAGUGUUACAUUUAUUUGAAUGGAUCCCUGGUGUUUUCCCCUUUGUGUGGUUCUUCAGGCAGGUGAGAACAUCCUAUCCAGCUGUGGGCCAUUACAAAUUGUCAAAGAGGGUCUAAGAAAGGUGGUCAGAAAUUCUCAUGGUUUGCUAUUGAAGCAUUAGAAUGCUCACAUCUUGCUAUGAUACAAUGUUUAUAUUGUUUGUUGUUAUGAAUGGUUUAGGUGUAUGUUUGUAGAGUUAGAUUUAUCCUAGCAUGUAGUUAUACUGAUAAUUUGAUAACUGACACAAUAUGGACAUAACUUGUUUAUUUUUGCUCUGUGAGCGGAAAUACACCCAGAAUAAGCCACACUCACUGAUAGCCUGUAAGCUACAACGAUCAUGGUGAUUUGUACAUUCCUGUUAAAAGUGUAAUGGUGAAAUUGGUUUUAAGUCUUUCAUCUGAUGAACUUUUUUAUUUUAAGUCAGAAUUGCUGAUAAUUUCGCAAACUCUACUGUAGUAGGAGUUCAGUGGGACUGUUGCUAGUCCAAUCAAAUUAAUAGACCAGAACAAUAGCAACUGUUGUAUAAAAAGCAUCAUUUGUUUGUUUUUGAAUGUUGAAAAAGGAAAAAAAAAUCGUUAAAAAAAGGUGUGGUAGGUUUGUGUGUGCGUGCUACUGGAUUCGGUGAGUUCAAUAGCUGUAACAAAAAAAAAAAAUAUAUAUAUAUAUAUAUAUAUUAUAUAUAUAUAUAAUAUAUAUAUAUAUUUUGCUAUGUACACAACUCUUGCUGAAUGUGGCCAAGCAAAUAGAUUGUCUAUAUUUUGUCUCUUAUAUAUCUGCCCAUGCCAAAAGAAAUG